Molecule: messenger RNA, 4312 nt
Organism: Vigna umbellata (rice bean)
Lineage: Eukaryota; Viridiplantae; Streptophyta; Magnoliopsida; Fabales; Fabaceae
Source: RefSeq, a predicted model, not a curated record
UUAGGCAAUUUGGCCAUUACGAAAUUGUUAUUAACAACUGAACUAGAAGUAGUUGCUGUAACGAGUUGAGGAAUCUUUGACAUAGCUUGAGAUGAACAAUCUUGAAGCUUGAGAUAAAGAAGAAGGCGUCGGUUCCAACAAUGAAUCAAAGAAGUUGCCUGAGGUUUAAUAGUACAAUAGUGAGGAAAAAUACUCAAAUUAUCACGGGCAGAUUUUCUGACACUUAAUUAGUUUUUGGUAAUUGAAGGUACAUGCAUCAAAUUGUGUAAGUAAAGAGAGAAGUUAGGAUUAGUAGUGGUUUUGAAACAUGAAGAACCAGAACCUUGAACUUUCAGACCUUCACCUUUACCAAUAUAAAUCCGGGCCCUCAAAGUCGCAAAACUGUUGUAUGUUUUGUGGUUCUCCUGUCAUGGAAUGAGGCUCCUGAAUCAGGUAUCCAGUUGGAGUUACACCUAUGAGUUGGCUAUGAUGGCACUUGGGACAACUUGGUUAGUACUAGGCUGAUGUUGAUUUCUUGUAGUAGUGGGAUUACCCGAGGUGUUUGAUUUAGAAGUGAGCCGAGACUGAUUAGUAAAGUACAUCAGCGGUUGAUUCAUAAUAGGAUCAUAUAGAAGAAGAUAUUCAUUAGGUUGAUAGGAUGAAUUUACACAGUAGUAACAAAUAUUAGUAGUGUGACCAUAUUUGAAGCAAAUCUGGGAUUGGAAGUUAGCAAAUCCGACCACCAUGGCCACAAACACUGUUCAGAAAAAGGUGGUUGACUGAAACUUCAACGAGCAUCAUUGCUGUCAUACUGCGAGAUUGAAGAGUUAGGGUUCACAUAUAAUUGUCAAUAAUUUACCAAAGGAGGGUAUGUUUUCUUCUGAAAUCUGUUACUUCUAGAUUCAUGGGCAAGAAGAAAAGCUUCAACUUCCAUUGUUGGAGGUAUUUCAAAUUUACUUUUAAUGACAGAAAUUACUGGAGCAAGUUACUGUGGGAGACCUUUAGGAAUAGCUUCAACAUAUUCAUCCACGGAACUUCCAAUUCCAGCAAGUUCAGCAAUGGAUUUAUUUUUUCCCAAUAACUCACGCAUAGUUUUGUUGUCAAGAGAGAUGGCAGGUAGAUCGUGUGAAUGCCUUGAUUUGGUGAAGAAGUGGUCAUAAAUUUGUUCCCACAUCUUAUACAAGUGGACAGAUCCAGGGACAUGAGACAAGAUUGACUUUGAAAGCGUAGACUCUAAGUAAGCAAGUUUUGAUCUUGGACUUCCCAUUCUUCAUAAGUUGGGUUUAUUUCUCCAAAAGCAUGGUCAUCAUUUGAAAGAAAGUGAGGAGGAACCACUGGGUUUACAACAAAUCGAUGAAAGUCUAUUAGACUUUAUGACAGUUUCAACUUCUUGUUUCCACUAAAAAUAUUUGGAAUCAUCAAGUUUUUCAGUUAUCGAAUUAUGAAAAUGUUGGGAGACAGAAGGGAAGGAAUUGCGGAACAAUUCCUAGCUCACGAUACCAUAUCGGAGUUUUAGGUAUGAAAAAAAAAUUAUAUUAACAGAAAACCAAUGGAUUAUUGUUGCACUGAAUGAGAAAAAGAUACAAGCUGAACAUAUAUGGGCUCAAGAAGAGAGUGACAAACUAAUCAUAGCAGAAAAACUGAUAAUUAACUGUCAUCCAGUAGAAUAACUGCAUCUUUACAUUUAUAUAUGUAAUAUGUUUGAAUCACUGAGAUAGGUCAUGUUUCAAUUUUGAUAGAGAUUCUGAUUCAACUCCAUCCUUGUCUCUCUCUUUCUUCACCCAUUUGUUGUGCUUGUGGUCAUGAUAUAGUUUUAUAUGUCUGCGAAUACAACAGGUCAGGAGUGUUCCUCUUCAUUUGGCAUUUUUUAUGGAGGAAAAGGGGUGUGUAAAAGCUUCAUCAUUCUUAUAUCUAUGUAAUAUUUUUUGUUCAAAUACUUUCCAAGAGAAUAGCCCUCUAUUGUGAUGAGUUGCAUGAACCAUUUCGUAGUUAGAUUUACUGUUAGCUGGAUUAUAUAGGGUGGAUCUGCCUAAAGUAGGGAAAAAUGUCCUGUACUUUUGGACAAUUUGUUUAGGUGCAGUUACUCUAUUGCAGUUUUCAAAUUGUUAGGUGCAGUAUAUGUUAUAUAAUAAGAUAAGUGAUACCAAUUCAGGAUGGCUUUCACAGUUGUGACUAUCUAGUCCAUUGACUAUGAAUACAUGCUAUUGUUAUUUUGUGUUAUUUGGUAUCAUUUGGUGUGGGAUUUCCUACCAUUCACGUAGUGUGUAUACAAGAACUUUAUGUUUUGGAUUCAAUUCAAACUCUAAAAGUGGGCAAAUUCAGCCCCAUUACAUUUUCUGUAUGUUUGACUCUGAUGUAGUUCAUUUUGGGUGUGGCUCUCUGAUGUGUUCAUGCUAAAAAAAUGUAUAUGUAUUUUUAAAGGUUAGGAAAUGCGUAUUAAAUCUUGCUGUAUUUGUUGCAAUACUGUAUUGCAUGACCAUGUCCUUGAACUUCUUUUUCAGAAAAGUGAUGCUACGAGUGGAUGCACGGCAAGGAGCUCCAAAGGAUGGAAAUUCUCCCCUUGAACUUUUUGAGGUGGAGAUUUAUCCCCUUAAGAUUCAUUUAACAGAGACAAUGUACAGAAUGAUGUGGGAGUAUUUCUUCCCAGAAGAAGAACAAGAUUCACAACGUCGACAGGAGGUUUGGAAGGUUUCAACCACUGCUGGUGCAAGGCGUGUAAAGAAAGGUUCACUUCUUGAAGCUUCUGCUUCAAGCAGUCAUUCAACAAAAGAGUAUGAGGCCCCAUCCAAGUCUGGCAUAUCUGCAAUGCUAUUUCCCACAAGUCAACCUUCAGUCCAUGUUGACUCAGCUCAAGCAUCAAAAACACAAAAUGCCAAAGCAAACUCUGGUACUGGUAAUGGUACUGGAACUGGUUCAACCCCCGAGUUGAGAAGGACAUCAUCUUUUGACAGAACUUGGGAAGAGACUGUGGCAGAAUCUGUAGCUAAUGAGCUUGUGUUACAAAGCUUCUCUUCCUCAAAAAAUGGCCAAUAUGGUUCUACCAAGCAACAAGAUGAAGCAGCUAAGAAUAAAUCAAAAGAUUCCAAAGGUGUGAAAGGUGGUCGUUCAUCUCAUGAAGAAAAAAAGGUGGCCAAGUCUCAUGAAGAGAAGAGAUCUAGGCCACGAAAGAUGAUGGAGUUUCACAACAUAAAAAUUAGCCAGGUUGAGUUAUUGGUUACAUAUGAAGGGCAGCGAUUUGUUGUAAAUGAUCUUAAAUUACUGAUGGAUCAAUUUCAUCGAACUGAGUUUACUGGAACUUGGCGAAGACUCUUCUCACGAGUUAAGAAACACAUCAUCUGGGGAGUCCUAAAGUCUGUAACUGGAAUGCAGGGUAGGAAAUUUAAAGACAAAGGCCAGAGUCAACAUACUGGUGCUGGUGUUCCUGAAAUUGAUCUUAACUUUAGUGACAAUGAAGGGCAGACAGGAAAAUCUGAUCAAUAUCCACCAUCGUGGCCUAAGCGUCCAAGUGAUGGUGCAGGUGAUGGAUUUGUAACAUCCAUUAGAGGAUUGUUCAAUACUCAACGCCGCAAGGCAAAGGCAUUUGUGCUCAGAACUAUGAGGGGUGAAGCAGAUAAUGAUUUUCAAGGUGAUUGGAGCGAAAGUGAUGUGGAUUUCUCGCCUUUUGCUCGGCAGCUCACGAUCACGAGAGCCAAGGAACUUAUUAGGAGGCACACUAAGAAGUUCCGUUCGAGAGGACAAAAAGGUUCAUCUUCACAACAAAGAGAAUCACUACCAUCGUCGCCACGAGAGACAACUCCAUUUGACAGUGAUUCUUCAAGUGGAUCCUCACCCUACGAAGAUUUUCAUGAAUAGAAAUGUUGUCAUCUAAAGGAUUUCUUACUUGUCUGCUGAGCACGACGCUUAAUUCUUAAAGUACUCACUAUACAAGAGCGUGAGAGAGGAUAUAUCUAUUAAGAAGAAGUUGGGUUGAAAGCUAGACAUCUUGUCCAAGGGCGAUUGGAAUGGAAAGUGAACUUUGGACUCGAUAUACUGUUGUGUAUUUUCUGUGGCAAACCCAAGUCAUCGGUGAAAAAGAGCCUCGCUUUCAUCUUCUAUGCAACAUCAAUCGCACAUCUAACAUUUCUAUUCGUGUCCACAACUUCAGUGACCGGUGAGGACCCUUUUCUUCAUCUCUUGCGUUGUUUUCGGGUUGUAUAUUCCUGUAGCUUCUGUUCAAUGUGCAAUUUUUGGCUUCUUAAUUUAUUAGCAAAUAGGAGCUUUAGAGGUUGACAUCAUUAUGUACAUACAUUUGAUUAUAUUUUGAAAAAUAGAAUAAAAGCAAUAUCUUCCUUUA